This is a messenger RNA of Monodelphis domestica (gray short-tailed opossum), 9293 nucleotides long. It is a transcript of the gene DHCR7, whose product is annotated as 7-dehydrocholesterol reductase. Gene Ontology annotation, cellular component: endoplasmic reticulum membrane. Gene Ontology annotation, molecular function: 7-dehydrocholesterol reductase activity. Gene Ontology annotation, biological process: brassinosteroid biosynthetic process; cholesterol biosynthetic process. The record is from RefSeq and is a predicted model, not a curated record. NCBI's taxonomy places the organism in Eukaryota, Metazoa, Chordata, Mammalia, Didelphimorphia, Didelphidae.
CCUUCCCCAGUGGCAAUGCAUUAUGGGCCAGUGGUUGAAGGAGGGACCCAGUACGCGCAGGCAGCAGUUCCCAGGGAGGCUUUCCUAGAAACCUCGGGGGCUCGGGCUGCCUUAUCCCGGCCAGGGCGGGCAGGCUUGGGAAGGGAAGGGUUCCAGAGGAUAGAUAUUCCGGAGCCGUGCCUUGCGAGGCUGCCUGUUUGCCCGGCGGCAGGCCUGGAGCGCCAGUCAGCAGCUGAUAAGAUCCCAUCAAAUGUUUACGCUCCAAUGGCGUCCCGGGCUCCAGCCAGCUCCGCCCCGCAGAGGGACUCCAGGAGGAUUCCAAACGGGGGCGAUGCCACCCAAGGGAAGUGGGGCCGAGCCUGGGAGGUGGACUGCUUCUCCCUGGCCAGCGUCGUCUUCCUGCUGGCCUUCGCCCCCCUCAUCGUGUACUACUUCGUCAUGUGCUGCGACCAGUUCGGCUGCUCCCUCGUGGCGCCCGUGCUGGACGUCCUGGGCGGCAGGGCGAGCCUCCUGGACAUCUGGGCCCGCACGCCGGGGGUCACGGCCCGGGCGGCCCUCAUCUACGGCGCCUGGGUCGCCUUUCAGGUGCUUUUAUACACGACGAUUCCCGACUUCUGCCACAAGUUCCUGCCCGGCUACGUGGGAGGCGUUCAAGAAGGGGCGGUCACCCCCGCAGGCGUCGUCAACAAGUACCAGAUCAACGGUCUGCAGGCCUGGCUCAUCACCCACCUGCUGUGGCUCGCCAACGCCCACCACCUGCACUGGUUCUCUCCCACCGUCAUCUUCGACAACUGGAUCCCGCUGCUGUGGUGCGCCAACAUCCUGGGCUACGCCGUGUCCACGUUCGUCAUGAUCAAAGGCUACCUGUUCCCCACCAACGCCAAGGACUGCAAGUUCACAGGCAACUUCUUCUACAACUACAUGAUGGGGGUGGAGUUCAACCCGCGCAUAGGGAAGUGGUUCGACUUCAAACUCUUCUUCAACGGCCGCCCCGGGAUCGUCGCCUGGACGCUCAUCAACCUGUCCUUUGCAGCCAAGCAGCGGGAGCUCUACGGUGCCGUGACCAAUUCCAUGGUCUUGGUCAACGUCCUGCAGGCUCUCUACGUGGUGGACUUCUUCUGGAACGAGACCUGGUACCUGAAGACCAUCGACAUCUGCCACGACCACUUUGGCUGGUACCUGGGCUGGGGCGACUGCGUCUGGCUGCCUUACCUGUACACCCUGCAGGGCCUGUACCUGGUCUACCAUCCGGUGCAGCUGUCGGCGCCGCACGCCCUGGGGGUCCUGCUGCUGGGCCUGGGGGGCUACUACGUGUUCCGGGAGGCCAACCGCCAGAAGGACACGUUCCGCAAGACGGACGGGAACUGCCUGGUGUGGGGCCGGAAGCCGCGCUACAUCGAGUGCUCGUACGUGUCGGCAGACGGACGGCGGCACCGCAGCAAGCUGCUGGUGUCGGGCUUCUGGGGCCUGGCGCGCCACUUCAACUACACGGGUGACCUGAUGGGCAGCCUGGCCUACUGCCUGGCCUGCGGUGGCACCCACCUCCUGCCCUACUUCUAUGUGGUCUACAUGGCUGUGCUGCUCAUCCAUCGCUGCCUGCGCGACGAGGACCGCUGCUCCCGCAAGUACGGCCGCGACUGGGAGCGCUACACGGCCGCCGUGCCCAAGCGCCUGCUGCCCGGCCUCUUCUGAGAGCCCUCAGUGCGGCCUGGCCCCCGCAGCCGGGCUCCUCGGUCACCUUUAAGAACUGGAUGGGCGCAGAGGAGGCCGGGACCAGGGAAGCCAGCGGGAAGACGCUCCCCUGUUUGGGGGGGCCUGUGGCCUCCUGGGGGACCCCUCAGGCAGUGGCCACCUUCUCGGCCUCGUCUUCCAUCACAGGCCUCGGGCAAUCCAAUUUCUUUCCCCAUGAAUCGGAGGAAGCCCUUUUUCUCCUCUUUGCUGAGGUCUUCAUCCAGGCAACCGUCGGUGACUGACUUGCAUUUGCACCCACCUGCGUGCCAGGUGUACAGGAAGGGCGGACAAUCGCCCUGACGCUCGAGGAUCCCUGUCCAGUGGGGAGACAGUGUGCUCAGUCAUCGGAGGGAGACCAGGAGAGGCUUCCUGUAGGAGGAGCCUCUCAGCCACAAUUGGGGGCCCUUGGGGCUGUCGGGUUCAGGAAUCCUGGUGAUGCCUGGGGUGGCGGGGGAAGGGUCAGCGUCUUGGGUAGACCUGGACAGGGGAGGAUGGGCUGGAGUUGGGGGGGGGGGGAUGGAGGAAGGGACCUCACUAGCAGCCCCUGCCCUGACCCAGAGCAAGGGCCCGGUUGGAGGAGAGGCUGGUGCAAAGGCUAGUGCAGAUGGCAUCUGUGAGAAAUGUCUCAAGGCUGAGCCAGGGGCUGAUCUGGAGGCUUCUAGGCUGGGGGAAGGGAUGGCCCCCAGGACAGUGGGGUCGGGCUUGGGGGAUGGAGAGCUGGGACUCGAGAUGGGAGGUCCUGGGUUCUAAUUCGUACUCUUAAGAAGGUAAAGGGCUAAGAAAAGGCUGAGACACAGCUGAGCUCUCCAUCUAGCCUGGGAAGGGAGAGAGAGGUCAGGGCUGGACAGAGAAUGGCCUGACUGAGGGCCUUGAUCUGGCAGAAAGCUUGGCCUUGAGGCCGCAAUGACGCUAGUGCGAGUUUUGCCUUUGGCAUAGACCAGCCAGAAACGAAGCACUGAUGGUACUUCUCAGUGCCUCCAUGAAGGGAGCUGAGCUCCUCUCAUUGGUGAAACUACAGGUCUGGACCCUCCCAGCUCCCCCAAAAGUGCUCCGGACCCAGCGCCCUCAAGGCCAUCAGAGAUGCUGCUGGCUUCAUGCCCGUCUGGAGCCAUGUGGCCCCAAGCUGGUUGCUAGGAGGUCCUCCUGGUGGCAGCAAGCAGAUCCUGGGGCUUGGGGUGAUCCUCCCUUGCUGGGGUUCCUUGCCAUCUCAGGGCCCUAGCACCCUGCUCACACAGUGCCUUUGGGGACAGCGGGCAUCUAAUGAAUGCUCACUGGCCCAGCAUGGAGCCUCGCCCCCCUCUCUGCUGCUAGACUCGGGAUUCCCCCCCCCCCAGGUGCUGCCCCUCCCUUCGAGGGCCAUGGCCUGGCACAGAUUCCAAGUUUUGCUGCCCACCUGCUGGGGGGCUUCUUUAAAGCCAUCCCAAUCUCUACCCUGAAGCCUCGGCCCUCGUCAUCCUGGAUGCCCCCAGGGUGCUUUGCCAAUCACAGGGUGCUGACUAGCACUGAACACAGUGGGGUCCUCUCUGGGGCCCCUCCAGCCUCUCCUCACCUGUGGGAUUUCUAAACCCAAAGGAGGCCCCUCAUUCUUAGGGGGGUCUUCCUGCUCCAGCCAGCCCAAGGCCUAUCUCUAGGCUUCAGGAUCCAUCCUCAGCUGGGAGCGCUGGGCAGGGACAUGUAUCUUGGCUCAGAGCCUUCACCCUCGGCACUGACAAUAAAUAUUUGUUAAAGAAUCGAUUCUGGUGCCUGCUUCCAUGUCAGGCUCUGGCCUGCCCUUCUGUGGGGUAAGUCAGCCUCCCACAGGGGAUGGGUUCUUGGAGGUGGGACGGUGUUGGCGAAAUGAUGGAUGGGAUACAGCUUUUGCAUUCAACCCACAGCACAGAUUUCACAGGAUAAACUGCUCUGCCUUGGCUGAGGCCUGACUUUAUUUUAUACCCUCAUGAUCACACAUCUACUUGGCACACAGUUUCUUCUCAUCACACGUUUCCAUGGAACCUAACAACAGACAGUGAGCCUAGAGAGAUAGUCAAUGAAACAUUGUUGCUAAGUCUAGGAUCAGAGGGUAGAAUCAACAUGACCCAGAUAUAGGUUAGGGAAUUCAAAGCACAGAUUUGCCAGAAGUUUUUAUGCCUAGGAAAGAGGGUCCUAUCUAAGUGGGUAUAUAAGAAUCCUUAGGUUUAGUUUUGUAAGUGGGCUCUCCUGGUAGUAUCCUAGGGGAACAGUGGGACAUCUGUAUUAACUCUGAAAGCAUGUUGCUCUCAUCUAUUUUUCCUGGGGCUAAGUAAGAAUAAUGAUCAUGGCAAUUCUAAUAAUAAGGGAAUGUUAAUGAAAGUCACUUAGAGGGAUUUCAGUGGGUGUUUCCAUCCUUCCUGGGGGCUGCUUUGUAGUCCCUGGUUUCCAUGUGUGACAGCGUGUUCUUUGAUGGCUCCCGGUGUCUCCCCCUUUUCCGUUUUUUAUUGGAGUGACUUCAAUUCAUCUUGGACUUGAUAUAGGGUAGAACCUAGUUAUGAAUGCUAACUGUUAUGCAGUCAAUCAAUCUAAUAUGUAUGUGACAUUCUACAAUUUGGAUAUUAUCAAAUCGCCUAAACAACACUCUUGCGACAUUACUACAACAAAGAAUUCCGUGAUCAUUUACUAGGUUUCUACAACACUGUGAUAGACAUGAUUAAUGUGAAUAAAGCCAUUUGUAGGUUAGCACCCCUUGACCUGCUGAGAGGAUCGCUGUGCUUUUGGUCAGCUUUCACUAUCAAUCACAACAACAAAACAUAUUUGUAUCUAGGUUAAAGCAGGCCAGUUUGGGGUUUUUCCUCAGUUUACAAGUUCUUUUUUUCUUGUGUUACUUUAAAGCACCUGGCAGUGUUGCUUGGUUUCUGUCCAUAAACAGAAUUCAGUGGAGUGUGUCUUGAAGGUGGUUGAUGUUCUUGGCUUGCCUGGCUUGUAAUGGGAGUGAAUGUAGCUCUGUGAACAAGGAAAGGAGGGGGGCAAUGGGUAGUGAUCUUUGGGUUUUAAUUCUGUAACUGCAAGCUUUUGGGGAAAUAACCUAGGGGGGCUUAAAGUAGGGUAUAUGUUUAUUGAACCUACAAGUAUUUGCUCUCAUAUUAUUUCUCCUAUAUUGGGGAGAGAAUAAUAACCAUAACAAGUCCAUUAGUGGGGGAAAUUUGGGAAGAGAAGUCACGGAGGGGGAUCAUGAGGGGGGCUCAUUCUGGGGUCUGCUUUGCAGACCUCCUUUCCUCAGACCGUGACCUUGUCAGCCAGUCAGGGUCUUCCUUUUUGUUUUUUAAAGUAAACGACUUCAUCUCGAUUUUGACUUGACGUAUGGUGGAUUCUAGGCAUCCAAUGACAAUUGGAAAGCAAACAAGAAUGAGAAAAAAUAAGACGAGAGCAAAUCCACAGGCAAUAAGGGUGUGAAUGAGACUAUUAUGGGACCCAUAGGCAGAAACCUUGUCAUAAAAUGAAUUUGCAAUAGAUGAGGCCGAAUAAAGGGAAGUCCUGGAAUGGCCAGUAUCCAUCACUUGCGUAUGCAGUGUUCUCAGGUCCAUGGAGAAUUCUGAGUGGCUCCACAUUCCAAAGAUGUGCUGUUGUAUGUUCUCCCAUUAUGAGGAAGGGGAGAAAGCAAUCCGUUUGGCCUCCGCACGGCGCUUCGAUUUCCAUCUCUCCUUUAUAUUCUGUAACUGGCUGCCAAUAGAAAUGAUGGCUUCUUCCAAGACAUUGAAAGGAGCCUGAGCCUCGCCUCGUCUCUGUGUUCGUGGGUUAGGAGGCCAAGGGAAACAUUCUUUUUUUUUUUUAAAUAUAUUUUAUUUGAUCAUUUCCAAGCAUUAUUCGUUAAAGACAUAGAUCAUUUUCUUUUCCUCCCCCCCCCCACCCCCCAUAGCCGACGCGUAAGUCCACUGGGCAUUAGAUGUUUUCUUGAUUUGAACCAAGGGAAACAUUCUUAGGAAGCUUGUCUACACGUGCGCAGCGUGGACUGCUGGGCCAGGCGCAGUAACGGAUACAGCCCGGGAUGCGAUCGCUGAAAUAAGAGCAGCUGUGCCCAGAAUUAGGGCGGAAUGAAGCGUUUAGGACCGCUUAGACGGUUCGACGAGCCCGGGACCAUCAUGCCACUCCGUUGCCCAGUUCACAGGGAGCAUAAUGAAGGGGGGUUAACAACGAAUAGGGUUGCAGAAAUAGCUGGAUCAAUACAGUUGGCCAAAAUACGUCCUGAACAAGAAAUCUUACACGUUGUGGGAGAUUCACGUGGCCAUCGUGAGGAGGAGAAACUGCUGAUUGUUUGAAGAAGCAAAGCAUGGGGAGAUCUGACACAGGCGCAGCCACAUCUGAAGUCUUCCUUGUUGUUGGGACGGAACGAAACAGGACGAAGCAAGGCAAUCGAUCUCCACAAAGUGCCUGGGCAUUGCUUCCAAGGCAGAAGAGCAGUAAGCGCUGGGCAAUGGGGGUUCAAUGACUUGCCCAGGGUCACGUUCAGCUGGGAAGUGACUGAGACUUGAACCCAGGACCUCCUGCCUCUCAGCCUGUCUCCUGCUUGGCCCCAGAGCGAAGCCCUGGGAAUGAUAAAUUUGGUCUUGAUGACAGGAAAGCUUCCCAAUGACCAGGGCUUGGGGAGUGGAACGGUGCCUUCGCUGGAGAGGGAGGUCUGUCCCAGGCAGGCCUCAGAGGUCCCUUCUGUGUCUGGGAUCCUCCUGUGCUGAGGAGGCUCACUGCUCACCUCGGUCUGUUGUGGUAUCCCCUGGGCCACUGAAACAGGAAUUCCUGAGGCAAUCAGUUGGGCCAGGUCAGCCGACAGGAAUUUAUUAAGCUCCCCCCUCCCCCCCCCCCCCCCGGUGGUGUGCCCAGAACUGUGCUAAGGGCUGAGGAUGUUCCCCCCAAAUGUGAGAAGAAAACCACUCCAUGAAACACCUUAGAGAAGCGGCUUUCAAGUAGCCUCGGUGAAGGGUUUGUGGGGGCCAUUUGGACACAUGGGAUGACCUGGGUGACCCAGGCAGCAGCUCCCGGUGGGGGGGUCAGCUUCAACCCCCAAACAGUGCCGGGGCUGGCUCAGGCUCGGGCAUUCCAGUACAGGUGGGCACCCAUGGAGACACCCUUCCCUUGGCCGACAAUGGCCACUGCCAAUAAGCCAUUAGAUGGCUGCUUCGAGCCAGGGGGCCAAAUGGACAUUCCUCAAACCCAAGGAACGUCCCUUUCAUAGGCCCAGCACAGGGUGGCCCAAUGCAUAUAGCCUGGGCUCAGAGGCCCCCAAGCAGAAUUCAAAUCCUUCCUCGGCCACCCAAGAUGGAGAACCCUGGGCCAUCACUUUGGUCCUCAGUUUCCUUAUCUGUAAAAUUGGGAUGAUGAUAAUAAGAGCAUUUAGAGGAUGUUUUAAGAUUGAUCCUCCUUAGCUCCAUUUUAUAGAUGAGAAAAUCGAGGGGGAAUGAGGAAGAGAUUUUCUCAGUCGCACAACGAAGACACCAUUUGAGGAAGGAUUUGAACUCCCUGACUUGUUCCCUGCAGACCCUUAGCUGCCUCCCUCCAAAGGCUCCAUCUCUAAGAGGAGCCUCCUAAUCCCAGCCUCCACCGCCUCUGCCUUAGGAGCUAUUUAAGUCCGCCCAUUCCUAGGGGGAUUCCGGGUAAAACAAGGCACUUCAUCUGUGGCCAGCUCUGAGCAGCCCCCCACAAUGGCUUGUGUCGCUCUCUGGCGUCCUGGAACAGGAAGGAGCAGGUUCUCCUGCCUCAGGAGAAACCCCUGCGCAGAGCUCCUGGGCCUCUGAGGAGCCUCUAGGACAGAAGCUGGAGAAGGGCCUCGCCCUGCUGUGCCUAGGCUCGUGCCCUUCCUCAUGGCCCCUGAGCAGAGCUCCGGACCCCUCUGAUGACCCAGGUUGGGGCACUGUGUGUAGAGUGACUGGUGUGGGCUCCGUAGCUCCUCCCCUCCAGCCAGUGCCUGGAGGCCAAAGAGCCAAGGCGAGCCAGAGGAGGAGGGGAAACCCUGGGAAAGUGGGAAGGCCAGUGGGCCGUUGGAGGUGCUCCCUAAAAGAAGGGGCGUCCCCUCAUCCUCACUGACACUCAUAGAGCUCCUCCUAUGUACCAGCGCUUUACAAUGAACUCCUCUGUGCUCACAAUCACCCUAGAAGGGAGCUGCUGUUAUUAUCCCCAUUUUACAGUUGAGGAAACUGAGGCAAACAGGUGAAGUGCCUUUGCCAAGUGGCUGAGGUCACACUUGAACUCCGGUCUUCCUGACUCUAGGCUCCUCUUCCGCAGGGGCCCCCUAAGCUGCUUCUCAGAAGGGGAGGCCCUAGUCACCCUGCCCUGUGGAGGAGCCCUUCCUCACCUGUUGUCUCAGUUACCGUAGUCCUCUGGACCACCAGAACUGCUUCCCUCUACAAAUCAGUCUGGACCAGAACCUCUGACUGGGUCCCCCCCCCCUCCUGCAAUAAGCUCCUAUGGAUCCCCAUUACCCCCAUCGCAGCUCUUCUCUGACCCUUCCAGCCUUCUGCACAGUCCCGCUGCCAGCGCCGGCCUCGAACCCCAGACUCCUUCCCACUCUCUCCUACCCCCCCCCCCACAGCUUUCCCUGCCUCCUUCUCUUGGGUGGCAGCCCGAGGGGGCAGGCCCCUGUCCAUCCUUCCCUGGGUAGACCUCAUGGGAGCCUCGUGGAACCAGAGCCGGGGGGCUCGUGACCUUCCGAGCCCCGCUGGCUUGUUGGUCCCCAGAGGAUUCCUCUUCGUCGUUCUUAAAGCCUCCCGUGUGACCUCGAAUCCAUACCAAGCACUGCUUCGAGACAGAAGGGUGGGAAGGGAAUGGGGGUCAAGUGACUGGUCCAGGGUCACCCAGCUGGGAAGGGUCUGAGUCGGAUUGGAACCCAGGCCUGACUCUCCAGCCACCGGGCCACCCCCUCUCCCAGCUGGACCUCACAAAGCCAGCAGCAGCUUGGGAACAAAGCUUGCAUUGUGAUCUCAGGGCGGCAUCACUGGGCGGCACCGGGGCGCCCCAGGCCAGAGUCCCGGCCUCCUCCCAGCCCCCAGGGGUUAAAGGUUGGGGGAUUCCCGCCCUCCCGGCCCAGGCCUGCCGUCCAUCCCGAGAGGCUGCACGCGAUGGGCAAACUGCUCUCCCAGCAUCACAGGAACCCGGAGGCUGCCAGCUCGGGGAGUCGCUGCUGCUUGAUGCAAGAGCUCGGCUCUGAGGCGGACCUCUGCUCCGAGCCCGGCACGGCCCCGAGCGCCGCCGCGGCUCCCACAGGCGCCAGCUCCGACAGCUGGCACCAGGCCUUGGACUACCUGGACGACUUCGACUCCUCGGGGCAGGACUGCAGUUCCACCAAGCUGCUCUGCGCCUCGGAGAAUCUGAAGCACGAGCUCGGGCUUCCUCAGCAGCACCCUGGGGACGGCCCCACCUACCCGAGACUCCCAAAGAUAUGGAGGAGAAACUGAGCCCACGACCCCCGCAGGGCCGAGUCGCCGUCUGAGCACCUUCCUGGGCUCCACGGGGAGAAGCGCCUGGGAAGCGGCUGGCCCUGGACAAAGCAGCAGGCAGGCGGGAAGGGAAUGGUGGGAGCCUUUUUCUGAGGCAGAAAUUAAAAACUUUCUGAUUUAGAGGAA